Molecule: messenger RNA, 6960 nt
Organism: Hemicordylus capensis (graceful crag lizard)
Lineage: Eukaryota; Metazoa; Chordata; Lepidosauria; Squamata; Cordylidae
Product: chemerin-like receptor 1
Exons: 2
Coding region: 294-1259 (321 amino acids)
Biological process (GO): complement receptor mediated signaling pathway; inflammatory response; positive regulation of cytosolic calcium ion concentration
Cellular component (GO): plasma membrane
Molecular function (GO): complement receptor activity; G protein-coupled receptor activity
Source: RefSeq, a predicted model, not a curated record
CUUCUGCCCCACACAAGCCACCUUGCAGGGAACAGCUAAUCCGCCUCUCUCACACUCAGUCCCUGGGUUUGCUUUGAGGGAUGGAGGAACAGCAGGACCCCUCUCCAUAGCUCUGGGGCUCACUCAGGUAGCCCCCCCGGGUCGGGAUCAAACAGCGUUGCCUGCUUGAGGGAGCCGGAGGAGAGAGAUCAUCUACAGACUCACCUGAAGGAGAGAGCAAAAGCCCGCCAGGCAGCCCCCAGAAGGACAGCCUCUGUCAUCGCUUGGAGAGGCACAGGACAUCAACAAGGGAGAUGACAACAAUCCCAGAGGCCAAUUGCUCCUCCUCCCCGCCAGUGCUCUCAGGGGAAACUUCAAUCCGCAACGCUGUGAAGGUCACCACCGGGGUGGUCUUCAGCUUCAUCUUCCUAGCUGGGGUCACUGGCAAUGGGGCGGUUCUAUGGGUCACCGGCUGGAAGCUCCGCUGGACGUCCAACACGGUCUGGUUCUUCAACCUCGCCUUGGCCGACCUGGUGUCCACCUCCAUGAUCUUAGUCACGGUGCUGAACUUGGCCCUGGACCUUCACUGGCCCUUCGGCUCGGUAGCCUGCAAGGUGGCCAACUGCCUCUUUGGGCUGAGCCUCUGCAGCGGUGUGCUGCUGCUCAGCUCCAUCAGCGUGGACCGCUGCGUCCUGGUGGUGGCCCCCGUCUGGUGCCAGAACUACCGCACCCCGCGGCUGAUGUGGGCAGCUUGUGGGGUCCUCUGGCUGCUCUCCUUGGCCUUCUUCGUCCCCAGCUCCUACUUCUUCUCCGAGGUCUCGGUGGAGAAGAACAACCGGAGUUCCUGCAACAACCUGGACGUCUUCCAGGACUGGCAGGAGGCCGAGGUGCUCACCAUCUGCAUCUUCCUCUACCAGUUUCUCCUGCCCCUCCUCAUCAUCUCCGUCUCGUACACCAUCCUGGUGGUGGCCAUGCGCAAGAAGAAACUCAACAAGUCCAGCAAGCCCCUCUUGGUGGUCACCCGAGUCGUCUUCUGCUUCUUCCUCUGCUGGCUGCCCUACCAUGCCCUUGCCUUGGCCAGGAUCUCAGUUGAUGUCGUGCCCGACAUGGUACGCCUAGUAGCCAUCCCGCUCUCAAAGUGCCUGGCCAUGUUCAACAGCUGCAUCAACCCGCUGCUCUACGUCUUUGUGGGACAGGAGUUCAAGGAUGCGGUGAGGAGGUCUCUGCUGCAGGUCUUCAGGUCGGCUUUUGAGGAGGCGCCCAUGGGCACCAAUGUCUGAAAGGAGGAACCCGGAAGUACUGGUCCAUUGGGAUCUUUCUUGGGUGGGAGCACGGAACGAGUUGCUUUCCGUUGCAAGUCAGGGCUAAUCAGGGUGCUCUUAGCAAGCUCUCCUCUGCAAGGAGGAGAGAACCCAUAAUCCCAGGGGAGGGCAAACCUGGCUCUCCACCUGUUGAACUACAACUCCCACCAUCCCUUACCACAAUUUUUUUAUUUAGCAAAUUUGUAUACCGCCCACUACCCAAGUCUCUAGGUGGUUUACAACGUUAAAACCAACCAAGAUUUUUAAAAACCAUUUAAAACUUAUUGAAGUUUUUUAAAAAAUAAAUAAAAUAAAUAAAUAAAUUUAAAUCAUAUAAAUGUAUUGUGGAGUUGUAGUUCGACAACAGAGAGAGGGCUGAGUGUGCCCAUCCCUGAAUUAGGCAAACCCAAGUAUACUGUGCUUUAAGAGGCCAAAUUUUCUGUGAUCUGAAUACAUUCUGAAAAUCAACAAGUUCUGUCUAUUUUUCUUGUAUUCCCCCCCCUUGCUUCAGCAAGCCAUAAAAGGAUUGAAUCCCCCACUUCUGAAAACUGUGAGUCAGCUUACUGUUGCUCUGGGAUCCUGAGGUUUUCUCCCCACGCCUUAAAUCAGUGUAAGACUACUUUUUGUCAUAGGGGAGAGAAACUUGAUUUACUUCUUUAAAAAAUAAAACAGAUUUACGUCUCAAGUUGACACACUUGUUUGUGCAGGGCGAGCACAAGAUUGCUGAAUAAUCUCUAGGGUAUCUUGGUCCUCCUCACCCAUGUAAAAUGCAACACUUACCCAGGAGUAAGCCCCAUUUAGCACAGUGACAACUGAUUUCUGAGUAAACAUGUGCAGGAUUGCAUUGUUAAGUUUGCCUGGCUGUGCAUUUUGUCUUCAGGGCUCUCUGCCUGGCUGAACCAUGUGCUGUUGCUAAGGAAAGGCACAUCUUUAGCUACAUUUUUCUUCGAUGCCAGAAAGCGGUUGGAGCAAGACUGAGACCCUUUGCUGUUUUCAGAAGAAAAUCUGACCUGCAUCUGCUAAUUUGGGUGAUGUGCUCAGUGGCAUUGCAGGCAGAAUAUGCCAGGUUCAGUUCUUGGCUUCUCCUGGUACGGCUGUGGGGAAAAGCCCUCCCUAAAAUCUUAGAGAGCUGUUACCAGUCAGUGUAGGACAGGCCUGCUCAAUUUUGGUACCCCAGCUGUUUUUGGACUAAAGUGCCGUCGAGUUGGUGGCGACUCCUGGUGACCACAGAGCCCUGUGGUUGUCUUUGGUGGAAUUCAGGAGGGGUUGACCAUUGCCUCCUCCUGCGCAGUAUGAGAUGAUACCUUUCAGCAUCUUCCUAUAUUGCUUCUGCCCAAUAUAGAUGUUUCCCAUAGUCUGGGAGACAUACCAGUGGGGAUUCAAACCAGUAACCUUAUGCUCCCUAGGCAAGUUACUUCCCCGCUGCCCUAUUAGGUGGCUUUUGGACUACAACUCCCAUAAUCCCCAGCCACAGUGGCCAAUAGCCAGGGAUUAUGGGAGUUGUGGGCCAUCAUCUGCAGGACGGCCAAAGCUGAGCAUCCCUGGUGUAGGAGGUCAGUGUCUUCUCUGAUCUAGUCACAACCUGUGUGCCCUCUCUGCACUCUUAUCUUUGUGCAGGCAACUGCGUGUGUGUCGCUUACGCCCUGUGAACAUCAUCCGACACAGAUGGCAGUUUGCCGAUUCCUUGAUCGCAGACUGCAAAACUGUGGCUGAAAAGUAAGCAUGUAGCCAUGUUUUGCAAUGAGGAUUUCCUUUUAUCAGUGAUCAGAUAAUUGGGGAUGAUGGCAGUUGUAGUUCAGCAACAGCUAGGAGCCCAGGUUGCUUAACCCAGGACAUCAUGCAUGUCAACUCCCAAAAUUGUUCUUGUCUUUAUGCCAUCUCUGGUGGGUUUUGAACAUUCUCUUUCAGGAGGAGUAUAAAUGCUCCCUCAGCACCACUUUCCUUCUCAAUUGCCCCUUCCCUCCCUUGCAAAGCAAGCCUCUGUGCAUACAUUUCAAUUACCAGUCAGAAUCUUGAUGGCUCUCUUGGAGGCUCCGUAACGCAAAACUGACACCUUGACAAAGCAGUUUAAUUUUGCCGACUCGUAAUACUGAGAUCUGAGAGUCCGGCAUGGCGCUACGAUACGAGAGCCAAUGGUGGAUCGCAGAAGAGCCCGUCAAGAUGGCCAAAAUGGGAGAAACUGUUUUAGCAAGCAGUGCCUUGGCUUGGAGAGAUGCACACGGAUUUCUCUCGUCUCACACCCCUUUCGUGUCAGAGAGGAGAGAAAGCCACACGUGCUUCUGCAUCACGCCUGUUGACACUGCAUUUUCUUCCCUAUGACCAACGCCUUGCUCACUUGCUCAGUGGACUAACUCCAGAAAUAAACAGAACCAGGUUGGUGGCCAUAGCUCCCCUUAGGGUUGGCACAUCACAACUCUGCCACCACCUCAGGACAGAAGGCACAGCAGCACCUGCAAAAACCUGCCCCAAAACUCAGCAUAGAUCUAAAGCUGCCAUUUUCCUUUCUGUCAUGGUUUUUAGCAGCAAUGACGCUAGGCCAGAUGUAGGACCUUAAACCUGAAGUUCUGCCUCAUCCCUCUUGCUGUACAGUGCAUAUGUUGGGGGGGGGGGGCAGAUGCUAUUUUAAUUCUUUCAGCAGACCUGCACAGAGCCUCCACCGCGAAGCCCAUGUUUCCUCCCAGAAGCCUUUGCUGCUAACACAUCUCCUUCACCUCUGCUAUGGCCCCACUGCCUUUUUCUGCCUUUAUACAGACCUUGACUGGACCAUCAGUGGUCCCUUUUGCCCUCAGUCUUGAUCCGCAGGAUUAUUCCACCAUUUAGGUCUUACUGGUACAGCCUCUUUCUGCCAGGAUCCCCCAGUGCCAGAGCGCACAACUAGGACAAGAAGUGUGGAGAAAUUCUCAGUUGUAUCUUUCAAUGUCAGGAUUGUCAUUUGCAUCUUGGAGGGAUCUCUGGCUCUUGUGUUCCAGCUCACUCUCUAUCUUGUAGAUAUAAUUUUGCCAAUCAAAAAAAAAAAAAUUGAUUAGCAGAUACAGGUGCCUUCCACCAAGUCAGACCAUUGGUCCAUCUACUCGUAACUCAGUAUUGUCUACACUGACUGGCAGAGGCUUCUCCAAGGUUGUAGGCAGGAGUCUCUCUCAGCCUUAUCUUGGAGAUGUUGCAAGGGAGGGAACUUGAGAUCUUCUGCAUGCAAGCAUUCAGAAGCUCUUCCCAGAGUAACCCCAUCCCCGCCGGCAGCAGGCCUGCUCAACUUCGGCUCUCUUGCAGAUGUUGGCCUACAACUCCCAUAAUUCCUGGCUAUUGGCCACUGUGGCUGGGGAUUAUGGGAGCUGUAGUCCAAAAACAGCUGGGGGGGGGCAAAGUUGAGUAGGCCUGCCCUAAAGGGAAUAUAUUACAGUGCUCAUAUGUAGCCUCCCACUCAAAUCCAGACCAAGGUGGACCCUGCUUAGCAAAGGGAACAAUUCAUGCUUGCUGCCACAAGCUUGCUACCACCGUCCUGGAGCAAAGCACCCAGAUGGACAAAGGCCCUUCACGUGUGGCACCACUCUCAUUCUGCAGUGGCCACAUCCAUACAACUUUGAUUUUUAACACACCCUUAACAUUUAGUCCUUGUUUCGAGGAUUGAUUAGGCUGUCAGUUGAACUGAAAACCAGUCUAGAUGUUUCGUUUAGUGAGGAGGUGGGGAGGGGAAGUUACCAGAAAAGCAAGGAGCCAACUUUUUAAGAAAAGCUGUUCACCUUUAGGGAAGAGACGGCAUUGAGGCAAGUUCUGCCUAGCAUCCAAGCUCUGUCCUGACUCCAGCCUCUGACUCUGACCCACCCAAUAUCCAGAUUUCCUCCCUCCAUUUCAAGAUCUGGCAACCUCACAUUUUAUUUUACAAUGCUAUGAAAUGUGGCCUCUAGAGAGGAUAGGUUGGGGAUUCUCGCCCUCCAUUUCGACUCGGUGAAAAAGAGAAUUGAAGCAUGUUAACGUCAACAGUAGCUUGUCCCCAGAACUGCACUCAGGUUGAAGGAUCUACAUCAGAGUAGAUCGCCAGCAACAGCCUCUGGUUCUAUGCCUUUUUGCCUUAUCGUGAAUUUUCUGUUUGUCUACUGUGAAUGGGAUGGCCUUUUGCCCAGAGCCUGACGGCAGCCAGGGGUUUGACAAGAACGCCUUAAUGUUUCUGUAAUAGUUGCCAAUGGUCCUGAUCAGUUGGAGUAAGAGAGAGAAAGAAUAGGGCUGUUCUCACAAUGGACAUUAGGGCAAAAACUUCCUAACCCAAGUUCAGGAGCUGGGUGCACUCUGGACUGGCCAUCAUAAGAAUUCUACAAGUGGAAUUCAGUAGGCAAGGUAGAGGCGGAAAAUCCCCUGCUCACUAAGCAGAGAGGCACCUUUAAAAAGUGGUGGUUCUCUUCCGUUUAGCAGGGGGAGAGCAACUGACCCUAUCCAUCCCCAGCACAGCAUCCCUCCAGUGGCUGUUGCUGGUGUAUUAUCUUAUGUCUCUUUUUUUAGAUUGUGAGCCUUUUGGAGCCAGGGAGCCGGCUUUAUUUAUAUCUAUAUAAAGCACUUUGAUAUAAAUAUUCAUAGUAGUAAUAGAAGGAUCGUCAGAUCUGGAAGCAGGAGGUGGGUGGCAAUGGUGAGCCCAGAACAUGUAUGCACCCAGCUCCAGUGUGAGGGUGGAGAAAAGGCACCCAUCUCGCCUCUGUACCCAUCUGACAGACAACCGUUUCCCCCCACCAACUCCAGCGUCGCCUGUAGAGUUCUCCUGAUGUUCAAUCUGGAGUGUGGGUAGGAGGCUACUCCAACCCUAACCCCGAUUGUGAGAACAGCCCUGGGGCAGGGGUGGGCAAACCUGCCCCUCCAGCUGUUGAACUACAACUCCCAUCAUUCCUGACCACAAUAAACUGUGGCCAGGGCUGAUGGGAGUUGUAGUUCAACAGCAGCUGGAAGGACAAUUGGCCCACCCCUGCACCCAUGCAGGCUCUCUCUCGGGUAGAGAGCGUGGCACUGCUGCUGUGCUGCUUGCCUCCGGAGACAAUCUGCUUGUAUAUUUGAAAAUAAAAGCCAUUGUUACAAUGCAGUAAUUGUUUCCAGUGCGCUCUCUCCUCUACACAAAGCUGAACCCAAGACCUGAGAACACAGCCCUGACGUCCUGCUUGAGUUUGAAAGGAUCUUCCAAAGACCUCCCAGUCACGGGGAAUUUAAGAGCUGGAUCCGGCCCAAAAGGACAUCUAGCCCAGCACCCCAUUUCCGGCAGUGGCCCACCAGACGGCACAAGCAGAUCAAGGAAUGCCCCCCUCUCCUGCCCUUGCCCCUGCCUCCACAGCUGGGGCUAGUCCUUACUGAUACUUCUCCUGGGAGAGCGGCUUCUUCUGCAUGAUCCACACGACACAUUAAGACCACCAUAGGAGGUCCAUCUCCAUCUCCCGCCAGCUUGUCUAAUGGUGAAUCAGGAGCAGGCCUGCUCCCUAUUGACAUUCAUGGCGUUACAUCUUCGCCAGCCUUUCAAAGAGCCCUGAAGACACACUAUUGUAGCCAGACUCUUGGUAAUCUCUGUAGGUUUUGAAUUUUUAAUUGCUGUCAUCUCUGAAUGUUUUACAUUUGUAGUAGUUGGCUUUAUUCUGUUUCUUGUGUGUUUGUUUUUGUGAACCACCUAGAGUCUUUAGAGUCAGGUGGUAGAUAAAUAAAAUUAUAAUUAAUU